CGAGGGGCGGCGGAAGCGGAAGCGCCCCGGCGGUGGGGGCCGCGGGAAGUGUAUGUUGCGUUUCUCCCUCCCUCCACCACUACAACAAACGGAGGGCUGGCGUAGGUCUUUGAACUCAAGUAACCAAAAGGAGAGAUUUGCUCUUUGAUACUGGAGAUAACGCAGCAAUGGGUCCAAGAAAGAAAAGUGUUAAAACGUGUCUCAUGAACAAUGAUAUUCCUGAAGAAACAAUAUCAGAUGAAACAAAGGACUAUAUGAAUCAACUUUCACAUGAAGUGCUUUGCCAUAUUUUUAGGUACCUCCCUCUGCAGGAUAUCAUGUGUAUGGAAUGUCUUUCCCGGAAGCUAAAGGAAGCAGUCACCCUAUAUCUGAGAGUUGUGAGGGUAGUGGAUCUUUGUGCAGGGCGAUGGUGGGAAUACAUGCCAAGUGGCUUCACAGAUUCCAGUUUUCUGACACUAUUGAAGAAGAUGCCAGAUGUUGAACAGCUAUAUGGCCUUCACCCUAGAUACCUUGAGAGGCGAAGGGUACGGGGCCACGAGGCUUUUAGCAUUCCAGGAGUUCUGGAAGCUUUGCAGGCAUGCCCGAACUUAGUGGGUGUGGAAACUUCUCAUUUGGAAUUGGUAGAAUCUAUUUGGACAUACAUGCCACAUGUUCAUAUUUUGGGGAAGUUUCGUAAUCGUAAUGGAGCAUUUCCAAUUCCUCCUGAAAAUAAACUGAAAAUUCCUGUAGGAGCCAAAAUCCAAACUUUACAUUUAGUUGGGGUGAAUGUUCCUGAAAUUCCUUGUAUCCCAAUGCUAAGGCACCUUUAUAUGAAGUGGGUAAGACUCACUAAACCACAGCCAUUCAAAGAUUUUCUUUGCAUCAGCUUACGAACUUUUGUCAUGAGGAACUGUGCAGGACCCACAAACUCCUUGAAAUAUGUCCCUUUAGUAACAGGCUUAGCCUCUGCCCGCAACUUGGAACAUUUGGAAAUGGUUCGAGUUCCUUUCCUUGGAGGUCUUAUCCAACAUGUAGUUGAAGACAGUUGGAGAUCAGGUGGUUUUAGAAAUUUGCACACUAUUGUUUUGGGAGCUUGCAAAAAUGCACUUGAAGUAGAUCUUGGUUACCUCAUCAUCACUGCUGCCCGUAGGUUACAUGAAGUUCGGAUCCAGCCUUCCCUAACCAAAGAUGGCGUCUUUUCUGCCCUGAAGAUGGCAGAGUUGGAGUUCCCCCAGUUUGAAACCCUUCAUCUGGGAUAUGUAGAUGAGUUUUUGCUGCAGAGCAGAAUGGCUAAUGCAGAUCUCGUGAAGUAUGGUUUGGCUGAUGUGGUAGAAAAUCCUGGUAUCAUCACUGAUAUAGGGAUGAAGGCAGUCAAUGAAGUUUUUUCCUGUAUCAAAUAUCUGGCAAUUUAUAAUUGCCCCCAUCUACAUAACCCAUACAAUUGGAUCUCAGACCACUCAAGAUGGACUCGAUUGGUUGAUAUCAACUUAGUGCGUUGCCAUGCUUUGAAGCUGGACUCCUUUGGCCAGUUUAUUGAAUUGUUGCCCAGCCUGGAGUUUAUUUCACUGGACCAGAUGUUUCGUGAGCCACCCAAAGGCUGUGCUCGGGUUGGUCUGAGUGCAGGCACAGGAAUUGGGGUUUCCUCGGCCCUUGUUAGCAAUCAGAACUCCAACAAUGACAAUGAUAAUAAUGCCCAGAAUAAUGCCAACAUCCACGACAACAAUCACCAUCACCCAGAUGACUCAGACGAGGAGAACGACUUCCGGCAAGACCUGCAGCCAGGAGAGCAGCAGUUUGCAGCCGACGCACUGAACGAGAUGGAAGACAUGGUUCCAGAAGAUGGAGAGGUGACGGCUGAGAGUGAGCAUGAGGCUCCAGCUCACAGUCAGGCAGUUAUUCCUGUGGACGUCGACGAGGAACAAGCAGGACCCAGCGGUCUUCAGCGUGUAGUAAAACCAACCCCAAUUACUGUCCAUGACUCAGAGAGUGACGAUGAGGAAGACAGUCUAGAACUCCAAGAAGUCUGGAUUCCUAAGAAUGGUGCCCGGCGUUUCUCUGAGCGUGAAGAAAAAGCCGGAGAGUCUGUACAGUCCAGGGAAUUAUCAGAGGUUGCCAAAACAAAGCCACGUCAUGCCAUGAAGCGGAAGCGGACAGCAGAUAAGUCCACCAGUACCAGUGAUCCUGUGAUUGAGGAUGAUCAUGUGCAGGUCCUUGUAUUAAAAUCCAAAAAUCUUGUUGGAGUCACUAUGACCAACUGUGGAAUCACAGAUCUAGUGCUGAAAGACUGUCCCAAGAUGAUGUUUAUCCAUGCUACCAGGUGCAGGGUACUGAAACAUUUAAAAGUAGAAAAUGCACCAAUUGUAAACCGAUUUGACUAUGCACAAUGCAAGAAACUGAAUAUGGAUCAGGUACUAGACCAGAUACUAAGGAUGCCUCCUGAGAGAAACCGUAUCAUAUACCUACGCCCCAUGCAGCAGGUGGACACACUAACGUUGGAGCAGAAGCUAUUUAGUGGUCCCUACCCCUAUCACAUCUGUAUUAUCCAUGAAUUCAGUAACCCUCCCAAUGUCCGGAACAAGGUGCGCAUUCGCAGCUGGAUGGACACAAUAGCAAACAUUAACCAAGAGCUCAUUAAGUAUGAAUUCUUCCCUGAAGCCACACGAAGUGAAGAUGACUUAAAGAAGUAUCCCAAGUACCCGUGGGGUAGAGAAAUCUAUACUUUAGAAGGUGUUGUGGAUGGAGCGCCGUAUUCCAUGAUUUCUGACUUCCCUUGGUUGAGAUCACUACGGGCAGCAGAACCCAACAGCUUUGCCAGAUAUGAUUUUGAGGAUGAUGAAGAAAGCACCAUCUAUGCUCCUCGAAGGAAAGGGCAGCUGUCUGCAGACAUCUGUAUGGAAACAAUAGGAGAGGAAAUUUCAGAGAUGCGUCAGAUGAAGAAGGGCGUGUUUCAGCGAGUAGUGGCAAUUUUUAUCCACUAUUGUGACGUCAAUGGAGAGCCUGUUGAAGAUGACUACAUUUAACUGGUCCCUCCUCUUUCCAGCUAUUCUGGCAGUAAGCUGCUGGGGCCAUCCAGCUGCCAGAGAGCUUCACAGAGGCUUGCGGCAUGCAGUUGGGAGGCUCCGGCACAUUUUGGUAUAUAGGAAAUGUAUAAGGAACACUGAAGUUGUAUACAAAGAUUUGUACAUAGAGGAAAUACACAAAGAUAUUUCCUAAGUACCAACUUUAUAUCAUAUGUUUAUACAAUUUAAUUUAAAAAUUCAUUUUAAUGAAGGCAGAGAAUUGGAAAGAGUUCAUUUUGUUCAUUUUUCCAGACUUAGUUCAUAAAGUGUCACUUUCUGGCUGAGCCCCUGUUUACUAUAUUCUUAAUCAUCACUGUCACGCCCUUAAAUCUGUGCCUUUUUCUUCUCGAGCAGAGCUGUUUGAGUAAACCUGUUGAAGCGUCUUUUUGUCUCUUGUGCUCUUUUUGUGUUACUAUUAAAACUCCAACUAAACCGUAUGGUCAGAGGUGGCUGUAUGUUUGUUUCUGUACAAAAUUGUGGUUCUUUUUCCUCUUGGUAUUGUAGUUGCCAUAUUUCUUAAAAUGAAGUAAAAAAAAAAGACUCAUGGGUUUAAAGAAAAAACUGAGUUUGAGGGGGAAAUGGAAAAGUUUCCAAAGCAUUUCUAGUUAUUUAUUUCCAUAUUGUGUAUAUGCUUUAUCUUGAAUAUAAAAAUAAAAAUUUAUUAAAAACUUU
Molecule: messenger RNA, 3710 nt
Organism: Lipotes vexillifer (Yangtze River dolphin)
Lineage: Eukaryota; Metazoa; Chordata; Mammalia; Artiodactyla; Lipotidae
Gene: FBXO38
Product: F-box protein 38
Exons: 21
Coding region: 168-2999 (943 amino acids)
Biological process (GO): SCF-dependent proteasomal ubiquitin-dependent protein catabolic process; protein K48-linked ubiquitination
Cellular component (GO): cytoplasm; nucleus
Molecular function (GO): protein binding
Source: RefSeq, a predicted model, not a curated record